Molecule: messenger RNA, 1198 nt
Organism: Sorghum bicolor (sorghum)
Lineage: Eukaryota; Viridiplantae; Streptophyta; Magnoliopsida; Poales; Poaceae
Product: aquaporin PIP2-5
Exons: 1
Coding region: 84-932 (282 amino acids)
Biological process (GO): transmembrane transport
Cellular component (GO): plasma membrane
Molecular function (GO): water channel activity
Source: RefSeq, a predicted model, not a curated record
GUCCAUCUAUCAACACUACACACAGGCAGGCCGCAGGCUUCCUUGCCUUCUGUAGUGAGUAUAGUGACUAGCUAGUUCGUUAGAUGGAUCCUUGUCACCAAUCCAUAGAGACCGCAGGCGCGAAGGACUACAGUGACCCACCCCCAGCACCAUUGGUCAACGCCGGCGAGCUGGGCAAGUGGUCCCUCUACCGCGCCGCCAUCGCCGAGUUCGUCGCCACGUUGCUCUUCGUCUACGUCACGCUGGCCACCGUCAUCGGGCACAAGCGCCAGGCCGAGUCCCAGCCGUGCGGCAGCGUCGGCGUGCUGGGCAUCGCGUGGUCCUUCGGCGGCAUGAUCUUCGUGCUCGUCUACUGCACCGCGGGCAUCUCCGGCGGCCACAUCAACCCGGCGGUCACCUUCGGCCUUCUGCUGGCGCGCAAGGUGUCGCUUGUGCGCGCCGCGCUCUACGUGGUGGCGCAGUGCCUGGGCGCCAUGUGUGGCGCUGGCCUCGUCAAGGCCUUCCACGGGGCCCAUUGGUACCUUCACUACGGCGGCGGCGCCAACGAGCUCUCCGCCGGCUACUCCAAGGGAGCCGGUCUGGCCGCCGAGAUCGUGGGCACCUUCGUCCUCGUCUACACCGUGUUCUCGGCCACCGACCCCAAGCGCAAGGUCAGGGAUUCGCACGUCCCGGUCCUAGCGCCGCUGCCCAUCGGAUUCGCGGUGUUCAUGGUGCACCUGGCCACCAUCCCCGUCACCGGCACGGGCAUCAACCCGGCAAGGAGCCUGGGGCCGGCCGUUGUGUACAACCAGCGAAAGGCGUGGGAAGAUCAGUGGAUAUUCUGGGUCGGCCCCCUCAUUGGCGCUGCCGCCGCCAUGAUCUACCACCAGUUAGUUCUCCGCGCCGGCGCAGCCAAGGCCUUGGCAUCCUUACGCAACAACUACCAUAUCUGAUGAUCUCAUCCAUAUAUCUUAUUGUCGUCGUUCGACCACCGGUCGGCACGAGAUGUUCUAGGCGUGCAUGCAUUCCGUGUCUCCAGCGUUUGCAUCGUGUGUCCAUUCCGAUUUCACCGGCCUGCAUUUCAAGCUUCAACUAUUCGUUUACUGUUUAUUGUGCUGAUUUAGGUCCAGUGCAAACACUUUGCCUAUUUGUAUAAUUCAUCUCAUGUCUAAGGUUAUUUGUUUAUAUAUUCAUAUAUAAAUAAUACUCCUCGCAAAAA